Molecule: messenger RNA, 276 nt
Organism: Eruca vesicaria subsp. sativa (arugula)
Lineage: Eukaryota; Viridiplantae; Streptophyta; Magnoliopsida; Brassicales; Brassicaceae
Source: the annotation of a GenBank genome assembly
AUGGAGUAUAUCCAGGCUACUAUACUGAGACACAUACCAGAUGUCAUGUCUUUAAUAUAUUUGAAGAUUGGCCAUUUCGAUAUAAAGGUGAAGGAUCUUGAUACAAACACAGUCCACACUGUUUCAUUCUGGAAAGAAAUUCAUGAAGAUAAUUUUGCCUCGCGUGAAACUUGGAUCAAAGAAUUUGUGUUGAGGAGGAGUCUUGUGGCUGGCAUGAUUGUUGGUAUGUAUCGUGAUUUUAACGUUAACAUGCUUUGUAUCUCGGUGUUGGAAUGA